Sinocyclocheilus anshuiensis is the source of this 1919-nucleotide messenger RNA. RefSeq lists its product as uncharacterized. The record is from RefSeq and is a predicted model, not a curated record. The transcript is spliced from 5 exons. Bases 463 to 1482 code for a protein of 339 amino acids. NCBI's taxonomy places the organism in Eukaryota, Metazoa, Chordata, Actinopteri, Cypriniformes, Cyprinidae.
CUGAAUGCCCAGCUGGAGCAGAAAGUGGACUUCAUGAACACUUUAUCUCGAUUAUUUAAAAUAUCUAAUAAAAAGCGUGUUAAUAAAUGCAAUAAAUGUGAGUUGUAAGUUGUGGCGCUUGUAAUAAACGCAAUUCCUCUCCGAGUCUCACGGUGGCGCCUUUUGUUUUUCCCGACUCCGCCGCAGCGGAAAUGACGACUACACAUUUGUUCCAGCGACGGCUAGUGGGGACAUUUUAAAUUAGCAAACUGCGCUAAAGCGGUCGGAAAGUCGAGAACACAUAGCGGUUAUUCCAUAAAAUUUCAAUUAACUCCAUAUUUUCCUCAUGAGUAUGGUGUUGCGAGCCUGAGAAGUUCCAGAGAACACACACAUGAGGACAGAUUUGAACCAGGUCAGCAGCCCCUGUUUGUCACCUAUCAACUGCCACUUCAGAGACUCCGCCCCUGGCCCCGCCCUCCAGAGAUGACUGAUGCCCAGAAGGCCAACGAGCUCCCUGAAUGCCCUACAGAGGGCGGGGCCACAGCAGAAGAGCAGGACAUGCCCCUGAGACAAGAGACCACGCCCACCAGCUCUCCGGCGUGCGAGGAGCCAAUCAGCUCGCAGAGUCCUGACAAACAGCCGGCGCCUGGUCUGCUCUCCAUGCCGUGCUUACUAAAGGAGCUUCAUAGAGACUCUGCCCCCGGGCAGCCGCAGGAAAUGGACCCACCCCCGGCCGCCGCCCAGUCCUGCGUGCAGGAAGACAGCGAUUCUUCCGCCUGCCUGCGGUCGCCUUCCUCCUCCGGUCACCUGGGAGACUCCGACACACUUUCGUCAGCGGAGGAAGCUCCCGCGCCCGUCCAGACGGCCGGCAGGAAGUCGCGACGUUCGCAUUCUGAGAGCGAUGCGUCCACGGUUGCCAUGGCGGCCAAGAAGAACCGCUGCCAGGAGAAGCAGGUGAACGGGCGCAUGCGCGUCAGAGGCCUGCGCAGCCAGCAGCAGAAGCAGCGCAUGCGACAGCUGCGGCAGAAACGCGAGGCGGCGGCGAGACGCAAACCCGACGUGCUCCAGGACAGCAGCACUAGCGACAGCGACAUCACAGCCCACUCAUCCUCAUCCUCGCCGCUAACGGCCUCAUCUGACAAUGAGGGAGAGACAAUCAACUCUCACGCACCAGUGGGUCCUGCAGUGAUUGGACACUAUGAUAUUUCAGACACUCACUCCGAACAGGAACAGCAGUCUCAGUCGCUCUCAGGUGCAGUAGAAGUCCAGCCAUCUCAGGUGAGUCUGGCAUCCACCGACAGUGAAGUGGAGAUCGUUGGAGUUCAAGAGAAAGCCAGCUUGGUGUCAAGGUUUCCUCACGGCGGAGUGAUCCAGUCGCUUUCUUCCUGGAAGCAGAGAGCUCCGGCUCAGUGGACGUCUGUCUCGGCGCAGUCCGGCUGGGUUCCUCCUCCUGAGGUGGUGGAUCUGACACUGGAUGAAGACCGGCACAGAUGCCUGCUGUGAUCAAACACACUCACACAUACACGCUCAUAUACAUGUGACUGGUGGGCCGAGUGACUCAAACCAUAACCACGAGACUGUUGAAACUAAGAACACAGAACGAUGCUUUCAUUAAAUGAAAAACACUUCUGAUACCCUUUGAUAUGCCUGAUUAAUUAUUUGCUACUGUGAGACCACAAUGUGAGUAAAUGACAGCAGAUUUUAUCAGAGCAAAUACUGUACCAAGUUCUCCCGUGAUAAAGUCAGGUAUCAAAACUACUGGUCUGAAAUACUCACACUCUUAAAAACAAAAAUGGGGCUUCUUUAGAGAAAUGAAUACUGAAUGUAAACGGUUGAAUCUCACAAAAACUGGUCAUAUUUCACUCCAGAAUGAAGAAUAUAGAAUUUAUAUUUAGCCGAAAACAAGCAAGACCAUUUUUAGUGCAAUUAAGAUCUUUGAA